AUGGCUCUCAAUACUCUUUAUGACAAAAGAAAGCAAAAAAAUGUUGUUGAAGUCGUGUUUCAUGGAAUACCAUAUGCAGAAUUUGAUAGAUCUGGUCACUGGAGUACUUGGUCCUUAGUGAGGAUGUUUGAAGGUUCUUUACUGCUAUCAGCUUCGUUAUCGCCUUGUGUCGAGACCGUCACUUCUCAUGAAGAGGAGUACAUUCUUCUGCGCCAACACUGUAAAAUCAGUCCGCGGUACUACCAAGACAUAACCAUUCAAUCCGACUUCAACCCCAGGAUUGUGUUUGACUGUCAAGAAGUUGGACGGACGUCGUUAAAUAUCAAAGUAAGGAUGUGCAAUCAGCACACAGAUUAUAUCUAUGCUACAAAUAUGAGGAAGAUGGUCAACUUCAACAAACGAACAAAGAAAGCAGUUCCAAAUAAUCCUUUUUAUCUUGAACAAGCAGAGAGACUUAAUAGUAUACGACCAAAAUACCGAUGGCUUCCGUUUCCUGAUAAUAUUCCUUCUAAAGUGUUCAGAAUGAAAGUGCGUCCUCUUCACAGCGAUACGGACUAUAUGAACCAUGUUAAUAACUCUUCAUAUGUACGAUUCUGUUUAGACUGUUGUGCAUGUGCUGCAGAAGCGAAAUUUUACAAUCAUUUUGAGGCUGACUUUCAUUACCCUGUUUUAGAAAUGGACAUUCAGUAUUUAGGUGAAAGCUUUGCAAACGAUACAUUAGAUAUCUCAACAUGGCAAAGUGAAACGGACAUCCGUGAUUUAUAUUUUGUUAUAACUCAUAAACACAAAGUGAUAACAAAAACUUUCCUUAGAGUCGGCCUUACAAAGCUUAGGAAAAGUACUUAUGCUGAUUCAAAAUUGUAGUUA
Messenger RNA from Saccostrea echinata, 867 nucleotides. RefSeq lists its product as uncharacterized. The transcript has 2 exons. NCBI's taxonomy places the organism in Eukaryota, Metazoa, Mollusca, Bivalvia, Ostreida, Ostreidae. The coding region runs from base 1 to 864 and encodes 287 amino acids. The record is from RefSeq and is a predicted model, not a curated record.